UAGACGACCAAGUUCGUCUAAUAAAUAUUGUCUACGAACAAUUCGUACAGACUCAGGCGUUCGAACAAAACAUUUACAUUGAUCAAGAAGACGAGAAAUUUUCUGACGAUCAUUAUUCUGAGACCGUUGACACCGAAACGCAGACACAAAAAGACUAUCCGAGAAAUGGCUCAGAAGAAUCGAUAAUUCACGAGGAG
Messenger RNA from Ambispora gerdemannii, 197 nucleotides. Lineage: Eukaryota; Fungi; Glomeromycota; Glomeromycetes; Archaeosporales; Ambisporaceae. The record is from the annotation of a GenBank genome assembly.